Colletotrichum siamense is the source of this 2172-nucleotide messenger RNA. RefSeq names its product Homoaconitase. Lineage: Eukaryota; Fungi; Ascomycota; Sordariomycetes; Glomerellales; Glomerellaceae. Bases 1 to 2172 code for a protein of 723 amino acids. Gene Ontology annotation, molecular function: 4 iron, 4 sulfur cluster binding; homoaconitate hydratase activity. The record is from RefSeq and is a predicted model, not a curated record. The transcript is spliced from 15 exons. Gene Ontology annotation, biological process: L-lysine biosynthetic process.
AUGCUUCCCAUUAGACGAGCCGUGGCCUUCCACGCCGCGAGAACCUGCCGCCAGUUCCUCCCCCGACACGUUGCCGCUCCGCGACCGAUCCGAUCGAGCCUGUACACGACUUCUGCCCGUUUGCGACAGAAUGCCUUCCACUCCCAGCUCGAGAGCCACGCCGCCGCGGGGCCUAGCGUCAUCCAGAACCCCCAGACUAUGACGGAAAAGAUCGUACAGAACUACUCUGUCGGUCUUGCUCCUGGAAAGAAGGUUCGCACGGGUGACUAUGUCACCUUGCAACCGCACAAGAUAAUGACCCACGACAACAGUUGGCCGGUCGCUCUCAAGUUUAUGGGCCUGGGUGCUACGAAGUUGCAUGACAAGGAUCAAGUCAUCUUGACUUUGGAUCAUGAUGUUCAGAAUAAGAGCGAGGCCAAUUUGAAGAAAUACAGACUCAUCGAGGAAUUCGGAAAGAAGCAAGGGACAUUCUUUUCCGGAGCCGGAGAUGGCAUUGGCCAUCAAAUCAUGAUUGAGAAUGGAUUCGCCUGGCCUGGCACAGUGACCGUGGCUUCGGACAGCCACAGCAACAUGUACGGUGGAGUCGGCGCUUUGGGAACUGCGCUCGUACGAACUGAUGCUGCAGCCGUCUGGGCUACUGGAAAGACUUGGUGGCAGGUGCCCCCGAUCGCCAAGAUCACUCUCACUGGAACUCUGCGCCCAGGAACUACUGGCAAGGAUAUUAUCGUGGCACUCUGCGGUCUGUUCAACAAGGACGAAGUUCUGAACCACAGCGUUGAAUUCGUCGGAAGCGAAGAGACCAUGCGAAGCAUCCCAAUUGACGACCGAUUGACUGUUUCGAACAUGACCACCGAACACGGCGCUGCUGCCGGAAUCUUUCCCAUGGACUCGGUCUUGAAGGCCUGGAUGACAGCCAAGGCUACUACGAACGCUAUGCUCAACGUGGAGGGGCCCGCCAAGACAAACUUCACUCACGAGCGUAUCGAGAAACUCUUCGAGAACCCCGUGAGAGCCGACCCAGGCGCGGUCUACGCCAAGGAACUGUACCUGAACCUCGACACCCUCUGCCCCUUCGUUGCUGGGCCCAAUUCUGUCAAGGUUGCAACGCCUUUGCAUGAACUUGAAGCUCAAGAUAUCAAGGUCGACAGGGCAUACUUGGUUUCAUGCACGAACUCUCGUGCCUCGGACAUCGCAGCUGCAGCUCGCGUUUUCCGUGAGGCUUCGGAGAAGGGCUCACCGGCUAAAGGCACCGGUCUGCUUGAGCCAGGCGAAGUCGGAAUCUCAGCCUCUAACCGCAACUUCAAAGGCCGCAUGGGUUCGACUGACGCUAAGGCCUACUUGGCCAGCCCCGAAGUCGUCGCAGCCAGUGCAUUGCAGGGUAAGAUCGCCGGGCCGGGCUGGUACCAGAAGCCGGAGGGCGUCGACAAGGUCAUCAUCGGCGAGGGUGUUGGUGACAUCACCGCCGACAUCUCUAGCAGCAUCGAGGAUGCUCUUGAGAAGCUGAUCUCUCAAGCCGACGACCUUAUUGCUGAGUCCGAGAAGGGCUUGACAGGCUCCCCUGAAGGCGAGGCUGCUGCCGCUGAUGGCGAGGAGACGCUGACCGAUGUUCUCCCCGGAUUUCCUGAGAAGAUUGAGGGCGAGAUCGUUUUUUGCGAUGCAGACAACCUCAACACUGAUGGAAUCUACCCCGGAAAAUACACGUACCAAGACGACGUCACAACCGAGAAGAUGGCGGAAGUCUGCAUGGAGAACUACGACACAGAGUUCCGUCAUAUUGCCAAGGCAGGAGACGUCCUUGUUUCUUCAUACAAUUUUGGUACCGGCUCCUCGAGAGAGCAGGCCGCGACCGCCAUUCUCGCUAAGGGCAUUCCCAUGGUCAUCGCCGGCAGCUUUAGCAACAUCUUUAGUCGUAACAGCGUCAAUAACGCGCUGAUGGCACUCGAGGUCCCGAAGCUGGUCGAGCGUCUGCGCGAAGCUUUCAAGGGUGAGAAGGAGAAGGUUCUUACUCGUCGCACGGGAUGGAAGGUUCUUUGGGACGUCAAGAGGAGCAAGGUUGUUGUCACAGAGAAGGACGGCGCGAGCUGGAGCGUCAAGGUGGGCGAGCUGCCGCCCAACGUACAAGAAAUCAUCGCCAAGGGUGGUCUUGAGAAGUGGGUGAAGAGUCAGAUUUGA